UACGUGAAUAUGAUAAAGCUUAAUUUGAACUUUAAUCUUAAGUAGCUAAUUUGUGAACAUUGAAAAACAGUGUGUUUAUUGACAAAAGGUUUUUGUACAUUGUUGAUAUCAUUUCAUGUUCACUUCGUUCGAAUUCGUACGUGUUCGUAGUGAUUCGGGUAUUACUCAUUCGCGACGAUUCACAAAGCAGUGUAAGAUACAUUUGUACGAUCGUGGUUUAAGCGAACAAAAACGUAGAGUAAAAGUAAGAGCAAGAACAUUCAUAUAUGUUCAUUUGGUGCAAAUGAUUAUUGAACAAGUUGUUUGUUCAUAUUAAGUAAUUCAAAUAAAAAAUACGGACAUCUAAAUGCUAAGUAGAGGGAAUUGAACCGUGUUGAUUUGAAACGCGUUAAAUUAAAUCACUUUGAGUUGUUUAGAUUGAUCGCGUCAACUUGAAUUUUAUCGAACUGAUUCCUGUUGAAUCAAAUCGCAUCGGAUUAAAUCAAAUCAUAUGGAAUUAAAUCGCAUGGAGUCGAAUUGUGACGAAUUAAAUUGUAUCGAAUUGAUUCUACGAGCAAAUGUUCAUAUUGUUAGAGCAUUCGUUCGCUUUAGACAUCCGAGCGGCGAAAGAAUGCUCGUGUACGUUUGAAUCUUAUCAUAGUGGGGGAAGAAUGAGUGUUCGCUCGCUUAUUUCAAACGCACCGUUACAGUAUCUUUCAAAUAAGCGCAGAGAGAGUGUGUUUUCCUCUUUGUAGGAGCUCAUUGCUCUUACGUAAAGAAAAAAAAAAACAAAACAGAAGAAUAGCAGAGUGUAUAUAGUUUUUGGAUGGUUUUGAAAUCUUGUGGUAAUACAAGGCUAGCCAGCUGCGCCAUUCUUGUUGUGUGACAUUCAUAUCAUCAGGCACACUACACAUCUUGUGUUUUUCUUUACCUCCUCAUCGUUGCUGUAGUGAGCUGCAAGUCACACAUUGCAGGAAUGGACACAUCGGGCUUGCCUGUACCGGAUGCAAUCCACCCUUUAUUCGAACAGUUGCAGGAAGCUUUGGUUCUUGAAGUAAAAUAUCAACCUAACCUACAGUUACCCACUAUAUCACAAAAUGAUGAAAUAACAAUUGGAGCUCGUGACGGAUCAGCUCAUGUGCUAAGAUGCCUAAAAGUAUGGUAUGAUUUACCAUCUGAUGUAUUUUUUGUUGCUAUCAAUUUGAUGGAUCGCUUCUUAACAAAGAUGAAAGCAAGACCAAAACAUAUGGCUUGCAUCAGUGUAUCUGCUUUUCACAUAGCUGCUGUCCAGUUAGCACAGUCCUUAGAUGCUGAUCACUUAGUCUCUAUUUCUCAAUGUAAAUGUACCGGUGGUGAUCUUAAACGUAUGUCAGAAGUUAUACAAAAUAAGUUAGAAUGGGCACCUGGUACACAACCUGUUACAUCUUUAACUUUUCUUCGAUUAUUCAAUGCAAUGUUUCAUGCUGUUGCAUCGCAGCUAGGAUUAGGAGAAGUGUAUACUAGUAUCAUUACGGAAUCAGAACUCCUUCUCAGGUUAGAAAUGGUUGCUUGUGAUGGUAACUGUGCUAGCUUAAAGCCAUCAGAGGUGGCACUUGUACUACUGUGCAUAUAUUUAGAUAAUGCUGUUAAUCGAUUGGAUGCUAAUACGGAUAACACCAUAUCUGCAACUGCUACUUCUAGCUCCUCUGUCAUCAAUACAACUGUUACAUCAAAGCAUCAAAUGCUUAGAAUUUUAGAAUUUGCUGUGGAACUUCAAAAAUUAUGUAAGAUUUCAGAUACAAGUUUCUUUUCUACGCAUGAAGCUGUGGGUGCUAUAUUGAGCAAAUAUAAUGCCCAAGAACAAACCCCUCACAGACAAAGACUGAUAUGGAAAUUGUCCUCUCGUACAGCGCGUCUUUUACGUCCAACUGAUAAAUUUAUUUCUGUAUUACCCGCUAUCGCUGAACAUGCUCCGGUUCCUUCACCGAGUAAAAUUAGAAAAAAUCGUAAGUUCGGUCGACGUCAUGGAAACAAGAGGCGUUAAAUAGCAGUAUCGAGGCCUUAACGUGCUGGAUCGGAAGUUGAAUGUUUGUUCAAAAUACCGGGCAAAGAAAGACUUCAGUUUGAAGUUUAAAAUCAAUUUUUUUUAAAAAGUGAAAUAGAAAGUACAAAUGAUAAUGUAUUUAUGUCGUAUGACUAAAUUUCGGAUAUCUCUUACGUUAUACAUAUAUCAGAAAGUCGAUAUCAAGAAAAUUAUUCAUUACAGCACUCUGAAUUCCUAAACCGAUAUUAUUUUUCAUAUGUGAAAUAUGUUAAAAAAGUAUUUUAAUCGUACCAUUCAUUUUAUAAAAAGAGACAAUGAUUUCUAUUCUCGAAUAUUUAUGUUCAUUAAGUAUUACUGCUGUAAAGCACACAGAUGCUGUGAAACAAAAAUGAAAUAAGAAUUGAAACUGCA
This is a messenger RNA of Megachile rotundata (alfalfa leafcutting bee), 2413 nucleotides long. RefSeq names its product cyclin G (gene CycG). The record is from RefSeq and is a predicted model, not a curated record. NCBI's taxonomy places the organism in Eukaryota, Metazoa, Arthropoda, Insecta, Hymenoptera, Megachilidae.